UCUCCACGCGUUGCGACACCGAACCCUUUCAGCCGAAAGAAUACCAGUCUCGAUUUGGACGAUUACUUCCAAGGACCAAGAGAUAUCGGAAAACACUCGAAAUGGCCACUUUUUAUGCAAAUGCACGGUUCCAUCACCCCCAAAAUGAUCAUACCACUCAUCUUCGUUGGCCUGUGGUCUGGUUGGAUUACUGCAGUCACCAUAAAGUACGACAACAUCGACCUGAGCGUCAACAGCGUUCUGCUCACCGUCACUGGUUUCGUCGUUGGUUUGGGUCUUUCUUUCAGAAGUUCGACGGCUUAUGAGCGAUAUGCUGAGGGUCGACGAUACUGGGGCCAGUUGCAACUGACGUGUCAAUCGCUCGGCCGGAUCUUUUGGGUUCAUGUGAACGAGCGGCCGGGUCGUGAGAAGGAGGAUAUGCUUGCAAAACUUACUGCGAUGAACAUGCUAAUUUCCUUCGCCAUUGCCUUGAAGCACAGGCUUCGGUUCGAGCCUUAUGGUGAUUACCAAGGUCUGGGCGACCUUAUUGAUCACCUGGAGACGUUUGCAAAGAAUGCGACGGAUGAGACCGUCUUCAAAGCCAAGAAGCCCAACUUUUUCAAAGCCACUGGUGAUAUGCUCGGCAUAUCUUUUGCGGUUUCAAACCCUCGCAAGACCAUCAAGAAAGCGACAAGCCCUACCGGUAACCUCCCGCUCGAGAUUCUGUGUUACCUUUCGGCCUACGCGGAUGAAGUUGUAACCAACGGACAACUGCCCAUUCCCAUGACGCAGACCGGUCUAUACAACGGCGUCGGUGCGCUCAAUGACGUGCUUACCGGUGUGGACCGUGUGCUGAACACUCCCUUGCCCAUUGCCUAUACCAUCGCAUUCUCCCAGAUUACCUGGGCGUACAUUCUCGUCCUACCCUUCCAGCUUAUCGGUACACUGGCGUGGAUCACUAUUCCUGCCAGUAUUGUUGCCGCCUAUAUCAUUCUUGGUAUCUUGUUUAUCGGCCGUGAAAUCGAGAACCCCUUCGGCGACGAUGUGAACGAUUUGCCGCUAGAACUGUACUGCAAGCAAGUCAUGGACGACAUGGAAACCAUUGCUGCUCGCCCCAAGCCCAAGAUGUCAGACUACGUUCAGUCUUCACGAAACAAGGUCAUGUUCCCUUACAGUGAAUCAAGCUAUCACGCCUGGGCGCAGCGCCCAGAAUCCGCGAUCCGCGCGGCUCUG
Messenger RNA from Truncatella angustata, 1212 nucleotides. Its product is annotated as Bestrophin/UPF0187. The record is from RefSeq and is a predicted model, not a curated record. The annotation marks the transcript as partial. Lineage: Eukaryota; Fungi; Ascomycota; Sordariomycetes; Amphisphaeriales; Sporocadaceae. The transcript has 4 exons. Gene Ontology annotation, molecular function: chloride channel activity.